CGGGUUGGCGGAGGCAGGAGGUCCCGGUGCGGAGCGAGCGGCGGCGGCUCCGGGUGUAUGAGGGACCAAACGCUCCGCGGACACUAAGCAGACUGAGCCAGCCAGGAGUGGGAAAGGAUGCCGAUACCUCCUCCCCCUCCACCGCCUCCUGGCCCCCCUCCACUGCCAACCUUGCAUCAGGCAAACCCCGAGCUCCCGAAGCUGAGCCGAGAUGAGCAGCGCGGUAGAGGAGCCCUGCUCCAAGAUAUCUGCAAAGGGCCCAGGCUGAGAAAGGUGGCGCAGGUCAAUGACCGGAGCGCUCCAGUCCUGGAGAAACCCAAGGGAGGAGGUGGUGGUGGCUCCGGCUCCAGCUCCGCCGCGCUCCAGCCCAAAGGCGGCCUCUUCCAAGGGGGUGUCCCUAAGCUCAGACCCGUAGGAGCGAAGGACAACUCAGACAGCUCCUCCAGCAAGCAAUCGCUGCAGGUUCCUGGCUCCAGAUCAGCAGCCCCGAGGCCCCCGGUGCCCGUGACCAACAGCCGACCUCACGAUGACUCCGACAACACCCGGUCUUCCCCCCCCGAGCUUCCCCGGAUGCAGAGACCCUCCUUGCCUGACCUUUCCCGGCCCAACAGCGCCAGCAGUACCGGCAUGAAACACAGCUCGUCUGCCCCUCCGCCCCCGCCUCCAGGCCGCCGAGCCAACGCGCCCCCGGCACCCCCUCCGAUGCAUGGCAGCAAAGCGCCUUCCUACAACCGGGAGAAGCCGUUACCGCCGACUCCAGGACAGCGGCUCCCCGCGAGCCGGGAUGGCCCCCCAGCACCGCCCCCCAUCAAGCCUCCCCCUUCCCCAGUGAAUGUCCGAACGGGGCCAAGUUCUCAGAACCAGUCUCUAGCUCCCCCUCCGCCCCCCUAUCGGCAGCCCCCCGGCGUUCACAACGGCCCUUCCAGCCCCACCAACGAGCUGGCCCCAGAGCUGCCCCAGAGACACAACUCUUUGCAUAGGAAGACCCCGGGCCCCGUGAGGGGCAUGGCCCCUCCUCCACCCUCUUCGGCCUCCCCGUCACUCCAGAGUCAUCGACCCCCUCCGCCGGCCCGAGACCCUCCGAGCAGGGGAGCAGCCCCCCCACCCCCGCCCCCGCUGAUGCGGAAUGGUGGCCGUGACGCUCCCCCGCCCCCGCCCCCCUACAGAAUGCAUGGGUCAUCGGAGCCUCUGAGUCGAGGGAAACCUCCGCCCCCACCUACCAGGACACCGGCUGGGCCGCCCCCUCCACCUCCGCCAGUGCGAAAUGGGCACCGAGAUUCCAUCGCCACUGUGAGAUCUUUCUUGGAUGACUUUGAGUCCAAAUAUUCCUUUCAUCCCGUCGAAGACUUUCCAGCUCCCGAGGAGUAUAAACACUUCCAGAGAACUUACCCCAGCAAAACGAACCGAGCGACCCGGGGGGCUCCACCGCUGCCUCCCAUCCCCAGGUGAAGUCCAGCUGCAUUGCCUGGUUGUUCCUUGGCGAGGAGACGGACCUUCUCUCCUUUCCUUGAACGGACUUCCCCCCCCUGCCCCUAGGAACCUGCAUGAGAAGCUCCCAGUGUCUCGUUUUGUUUUUCCAAUGGUGCAAGGAACAAACAAACCCGGAUGAAUCCCCUCUCACCUCCAUCUAUGCAUUUCAUACCUGG
Emys orbicularis (European pond turtle) is the source of this 1646-nucleotide messenger RNA. RefSeq names its product WAS/WASL interacting protein family member 2 (gene WIPF2). Gene Ontology annotation, molecular function: actin binding. The record is from RefSeq and is a predicted model, not a curated record. Lineage: Eukaryota; Metazoa; Chordata; Testudines; Emydidae. The coding region runs from base 118 to 1449 and encodes 443 amino acids. The transcript is spliced from 8 exons.